Messenger RNA from Auxenochlorella protothecoides, 2073 nucleotides. RefSeq names its product Autophagy-related protein 9. The transcript is spliced from 17 exons. The coding region runs from base 1 to 2073 and encodes 690 amino acids. Gene Ontology annotation, cellular component: autophagosome; phagophore assembly site. Gene Ontology annotation, biological process: autophagy of mitochondrion; protein localization to phagophore assembly site. NCBI's taxonomy places the organism in Eukaryota, Viridiplantae, Chlorophyta, Trebouxiophyceae, Chlorellales, Chlorellaceae. The record is from RefSeq and is a predicted model, not a curated record.
AUGGACUUUCCCGACGACGAAGAUGAGCCCAUCGGGACGACCGGUGGGAGGCUCUAUGCUCGCAAUGACACCCAUGAGCAGCUGCUGGACAGCGAAAGCUUCGACUGGGAGGUUGUGCCCAACUUGGAUCACUUCUUCACUCGUGUAUAUCGGUACUGGGAGGAGAAGGGAUUCUGGGUCUGCACCAUCGCCCAGGUGCUGAACCUCCUCGCCCUGGACUUCACCGUCGUCAUCUCUGGAGCCCUCCUGCUGGGGGUCAACUACAGCGGUCUCCAGGAGGAGUGCCUGAAGAAGGAUAGUUGUGACAUAUGGACGGUCAUGAUAAAAAAGCAUCCACUGGAGGACGGGCUCACGGUCUGGAACCUGCUCAGCCUGCUGUACCUGGUCAUCUGUUCAGUCUACUGCGUCCUGGCCCUGGCUCACUUGGUCAUGGAGGUGCGUGGUCUGGCCGAGAUCCAGCACUUUUUCAACCAGAAGCUGGGCAUCUCGGAGCGCCGCAUCAAGACUAUCACCUGGCCAGAGGUCCUGCACCGCCUGGUGCAGGUCCAGCGAACCACCCGCCUGUGCGCGUCCCGCGACCUCAGCGAGCACGACAUUGUGUCGCGCAUCAUGCGCCGCGAAAACUACCUGAUAGGCAUGCUCAACCUGGGGGUCCUCGCCCUGAACGCGCCCGUCAUGGGGGCCAGGCCGCGCUUCCUGCUCACCAAGACGCUGGAGUGGAACCUGUACUGGUGCGUGCUGGAUGCCAUGUUUGAUGACAACUUCAGGAUAAAGGCUGAAUUCCUACAUGACAGAGCGGCGCUCCAGAAACGAUUCCAGGUCAUGGCCGGCUUGAAUCUGCUCAUGUCGCCCUUCCUCCUGGCCUUCCUGCUGAUGUACUUUUUCAUGAAGAAGGCCGAGCAGUUUUACCACCACCCCUCCUCCCUGGGGGCGCGGUACUGGUCGCCGCUCGCCAAGUGGAAGCUGCGGGAGUUCAAUGAGCUCCCGCACUUUCUGAACCACAGGUUGAAUGCCAGCAACGAAGCAGCUGAGAAGUACAUAUCGCAAUUCCCGCUGCCCGCCAUCAGCCACGUGGCUCGCUUUGUGGCGUUUGUGGCCGGCUCCUUUGCUGCCCUCCUACUCCUGCUGACCCUGGUGGACGGGCGGUUGCUGGAGCGGGACCUCCUGGGUCGGCACGUUGUUUGGUGGUUGGCGCUGCUGGGCAUCGUUCUGGCAGCGUCGCGGGCGUUCAUUGUGGAAAGCACCACUGCGUUCGACCCAGAGGCGGCCCUGACGGAGGUGGUGACGCACACCCACUACCUGCCCCGCCACUGGAGAGGGAGGGCUCACACGCUGGAGGUACAGGAGGCGUUUCAAGGCCUGUUCCAGUUCAAGGCAGUGCUCUUCUUUGAGGAGAUGGCAUCCAUCCUUCUCACUCCCCUGCUCCUCUACUUCUCGCUGCCCGGCUGUGCUGGAGCCAUACUGACGUUUGUAGAGCAGAACACUGUGCACGUGGAUGGCAUUGGGGACGUGUGCUCAUUCUCAGCAUUUGACCUGGAGCGACACGGCAACAGACGCUAUGGCUCACCUGUAGAGGCACCCAAGCCAGUGGGGGACGUCAUGGACGUGGGCUGGGGUGCAGAGGAGCGAAUGGCCGUGUCCCAGAUGCAGCUCCACAGCUUCUACAAGGCCGCAAGGGGCGCCGAGAACUCCCUGCACUUAGAAGGGUCGGCAAGCCUCACGAGCAAGCCACCCAGCAGCGCACUGCCGAUACCUGUGCAGGUGUUCGUGCUCGCCAUCCAGGUGAAGUUCGAGAGUGAAGCAGAUCGCGAUAUCUUCAUCGACCUGUUCAGACCCCUGGCCAAGUACGUUGCGGAGCAUGAGCCCCGGACCCUCUCCUAUGACCUGGCCAUCGCCGAUACAGACCCCACACUGGUGCUCAUCCACGAGAGGUAUGCUACCAAGAAGGAUCUGACAGAAGUCCACCACGUCUCGGAGCCAUUCCUUGCCUUCAAGAAGGCUACACAAGAACUGCCCUUUCCCUUCGUCAAGACUGGGCAGUCCUACUACGAGCAAGGCAUUGGGUACAUGUGA